Caenorhabditis angaria is the source of this 1107-nucleotide messenger RNA. The record is from the annotation of a GenBank genome assembly. NCBI's taxonomy places the organism in Eukaryota, Metazoa, Nematoda, Chromadorea, Rhabditida, Rhabditidae.
AUGACAGUUAUUCGAAGUUAUUCUCCGAAUGGUUUGAUUCGACCCGAUCCAGAUUAUCAACUUUGUUGCGGACUUUUUCAUGCUACAGUAAUCAUUUUAUUCUCUUUAUAGAAUAACGAAUCCACCCAUUAAAACAUUUUUCCAGACCGCUGCCAAGUUUUUCUCAAUUGUGUUAUUUGGAAUAUGCUUAACGGUUUCGGCUUUAAAUUUUGCGCUUUUUGGGUUUGACAAAUUAUGGAUCUCAACAUUUUGCAUGUUUUACACGAUUUAUUGUAGUGUUUUGAUAUAUGGUGUGUUUUUGGAGAGAGCUGUAUAUCUUGUUCCAUUUUUGUUUAUUCAUGUGAGUUGAAAAAAAUUAAGAGAGGGAUGUUUGGAAAUGAAUUUGAAAGUUUAAAAAGACUUGAGGAAAACUUAAAAUUAAUACUUCGAUGUCCUGAUUCAGAGAGUUUUGAGUUAAAAAGUUGAGGUGUAAAACAAUUUUGUUCAAAAAUUUCCAUUUUUACCCACAAAAACUCGAUUCAAGGUGUUUUUCUCAGUCAGAAGGUUUUUCAAAUAUUCAUUAGGAUGACUGAAAAUAUUCAUAAAAAUUUUGAAGCUGAAACAAUACCAAAAUUAAUUCCAAACGUCAAAAUAUUUCAAAGAUUCAUUCAACAAAUACUUUCCAGGGUGUCUUGACAAUAUUCCUCAUGUUCUUCAUCAUAACACUCUGUAUUUUUGGAUCAGCCACAAAUGGAAUUAUCACUCAUCAUUCUGAAAAUGUUCAUUUGAGAGAUUUAUAUCAGAUGAAUCAGCUGAACCCAGAUGAUGAUACAAGUAAGUUAUUUUUUUUUGUGUAGGGAAUCUGUAUAAAUGUAUAUUUUUUUCAGCACAAGCAAUUGUUUCUGGAAUUGCUUUGAUUAUUGUUGUUUUCUCGUUUAUUUUGAGUUUGUAUUCGUGGUACGCAAUAAGUCAAACUUAUCAAUGUUAUAAGGUAAUUCUAAAAAUCAAUAUUUUAUUUCAUGUUUCUUUUUUUUCCAGCGAGCUGAUCGGACCAUGUUGCCUGGAGAUCAAGAAGGAAUCGUUGCUGAAAAUAGUGAUGAUGAGAGUGAUGAAAAACCAAAUGUGUAA